CAAUUGACCACUAAAGGGCAACACCCGAAUAAGCUUUUCAACUUGUUUAAUCAAUUCAUGGGCGACAGCUUUAUCAAAAAGCAGGCUUCACUUCACAUUUUAAAAUGCAGCUCCACCAAUUAUCCGUCAGCCAUUUAAGGGGUCGGAGCGGUAAGUUUGAUCAUGUCGUAAAAUGUAGUGUUAGCAUGUAGCGCACAUAGCUAUGCUGGUGUUUCUAACCUAGCAUUGACUUAGAGAAACUAAUGAUCCACAAGGGAAAUUGUUCCACAAAGUAGCUCAGUUACAAAGAAUGGAAAAACCAAUGCACGUAUAAAAUAGACUCAAAAUGUACCAUGGUAGCAAUAUAAAAUAUAACAUAUAUGUAAUAUUUACAUGAUAUAUGUACACUAUAUGAUAUAUACUGUACAUAUGUUAACAUGUACCCACAUUGUCUAUUGGAACAACUUAGUAAGAAGCAAAAGAAAAACAAUUAACUAUGGAUGACAAGAGGACUGAAAAAUGCUUGCAACAGGAAGAAUACAUUACAUUUAUAACACACAUCUACAGUGGCAGAAAACAAGUACAAGACGUAUAAGAACAAGCUAAGUGGCAUACCACAAACACAUAGGAAAUCCUUUUUACAGUCAAUUAUAAGACCCGAACAAAAACAAUAUGGGCGCGACAGGGGGCAUCCUAAAUAGCAUUAUUACAAACGGUGCUUAGAAGGAUUAUCCAAAAUACAGAAAAAUGACAAUAUGAAUGAAGUAGUUAAAAGCUUCAAUAAGUACUUUGUGAACGUUGGACCAAAUUUGGUAGGUAGGUGGGUAGGUAGGUCUUUAUUGUCUUUGUACAAGUACAACAACAUUUUGUUUUCAGCACAAACCCGUUCAAGAUUAGACAAACAAGGGGAGACCGGAUGCAAUGGACGUCUAGUGGGUCUAGCAUAAUAUUUUUAAAGUCCAGUCCACAGUGGAUUUAACAUAAUAAUGAGAGUUCAGUACAUAGUGGGGCCAGCAGGAGACCAUCCCGAGCGUAGACGGGUCAGCAGCGCAGAGAUGUCCCCAACCGAUGCACAGGCGAGUGGUCUACCCCUGGUCCUGACUCUGGACAGCCAGCACUUCAUCCAUUGCCACCGGGAGAGGGGGACGGAGCAGAAAAGAAAAGAAACGACAGAUCAACUUGUCUAAAAUGGUGGGCAGAAUGUUCCAGCUCCCUGUCAACAACCUGAGUAGUCUGCGUAAAGCUCGUAAAAAUGUCAAGAGGGUCCUGGGAGACAUCGGUCUGGAGUACUGCAAAGACCACCUACAGGACUUCAAGGCCUACACGCCGCCCGAGGUGUACAUCAAGCACACUUGCUGGGAGGACGUGUGCAUGUGGGAGCCGUCGCACACCAAAGUCCAAGACUACCGCUCCAAACCUUUCUGCUGCACCGGCUGCCUCUUCUCGUCCAAAUACUUCUCUGCGUACAAGAGCCACUUCCGCAAUGUCCACAGCCAAGACUUCGAGAACAACAUCCUGCUCAACUGCCCCUACUGCACUUACAACGGCAACAAGAAGACCCUGGAAACGCACAUCAAACUCUUCCAUGUGCCCAGCAGCACCGUGCGCCUGGGGCCCGGCGGCAGCGGCGGCGGCGGCCUCCUGAUGAAGGAUGGCCUCCUGAAGAGGCCGGGGGACAGCGUGGAGCAGGCAGUGUACUACUGCAAGAAGUGCACCUACCGGGACCCUUUGUACAACGUGGUGCGUAAGCACAUCUACAGGGAACAUUUCCAGCAGGUGGCGCAGCCUUACAUCGCAAAACCGGGAGAGAAGGCCCAAAACGGCGGCACCGCCGGUAAACCGGAGGGCAGCAACAGCAACCACGUGAACAGUCAUCAGAUCCACUGCAAGAAGUGUCUGUUUGUCCCCAGAACCUACGAGGCACUCGUCCAGCAUGUCAUCGAGGACCACGAGCGGGUCGGAUACCAAGUGACGGCUAUGAUAGGCCACACCAGCGUGAUCGUCCCCCGCCCCAAACCCAUCCUGCUCAUACCCAAGUCCCAAGGAGACAAGACCAUCAUCGGGAUGGGUCCAAAGGGGGCCGUCAUGGCCACCACCAGGCCUUCAGCUUCCCAGCAGCUGGCCCGGGUCGCCUCGGCGUCAAAGCCCACCUUCAGUCCUCAGAGUCUUCUCUCGGCGAUCAAACACGAGUCGGUGGGCUUUAAGUCCGCGAUCAACCAGACUUUUUCCUUUGGCGUCCUUCAAGGGAAGGGAAGCUUGGCCGGGAACGCCCACGUUUCUCCGCAGUCUCACUCCGCGAGGCAUCCGUUCCCCGGAGCCAGCCUGCGGAGCCCUGUGAUGGUCAACACCGUGUCCUCCCUCAAGUCGGGCUCCCUCGGCCCCCGGGUGCAGGCGGCGGCCACCACGGUGGCCUCAGUCGCGGCCAGGAAAGGCGGCUCCUCGGUCCUGGGCCCCUCCCACACCCAGAAGUGGAAGAUCUGCACCAUCUGCAACGAGCUCUUCCCGGAGAACGUGUACAGCUGCCACUUUGAAAAGGAGCACAAAGCGGAGAAGGUGCCCGCCGUGGCCAACUACAUCAUGAAGAUCCACAACUUCACCAGCAAGUGUCUCUACUGCAACCGCUACCUGCCCAGCGACACCUUGCUCAACCACAUGCUCAUCCACGGCCUGUCCUGCCCGCACUGCCGCGCCACCUUCAACGACGUGGAGAAGAUGGUGGCUCACAUGCGCCUGUCCCAUCCGGACGAGCCGGUGGGGCCCCGCACCGACUCCCCGCUCACCUUCGACCUGACCCUGCAGCAGGGCAACCCAAAGAACGUGCAGCUGAUCGUGACGACCUACAACAUGAAGGACGCCCCGGAGGAGUCGGUGGCCUUUCACGCCCAAAACCACACCGCUGUCUCGUCUUCGCUGGCCGCCUCCCUGCUGUCGGCCAAGAGGCCGUUACCGCAGCACCCUUCCAAAGCUCUCGACACGGUCAAGAACGCCCCGCCCGCGGCCGUACCCUACAAGAGAGACAUAGGAAAGACGCUCUGUCCGCUCUGCUUCUCCAUUCUCAAGGGCCCCAUCUCGGACUCCCUGGCUCACCACCUGAAGGAGCGCCACCAGGUCAUCCAGACUGUGCACCCGGUGGAGAAGAAGCUGACCUACAAGUGUAUCCACUGUCUGGGCGUGUACACCAGCAACAUGACCGCCUCCACCAUCACCUUACAUCUCGUCCACUGUCGAGGCGUAGGGAAGUCUCACAACGGCCAGGAUCGGUCCGCUUCCAGGACCGGCCAGGCCGCCAAACGGACCGGCGUCGACGCCUGCGACACCAGCGCGCCAAAAAGGAGGAGGCGGGGCCCUCCCGGGGAGAGGGCGCACCCCAGAGACAUGAACACACAGUUUGAGGAAAACCCGGACGAACCCGUUUGCCUCGCACUCGACCCGCAGGGUCUGGAGAACGAGUCGUACGAGUCCAGGAAGGCGUUCCUCACCCGCUACUUCAACCGGGCGCCGUAUGCCACCCAGCGGGAGGUGGAGAAGCUGGCGGCUGGACUCUGGCUGUGGAAGUCGGACGUCUCUGGACACUUCGUCAACACGCGCAGGAAAUGUGCGCAGGAGUGCGAGAGCCUGCGCCCCGGCGUCCUGCUGGGGUUCAGCAUGCACGAGGCGGGCCAGGUGAGCCACGAGCUGGCGUUGGAGGGUGGCGCAUUCGAGGCUGGACCUGGCAAAAGUAGGACGUCCAGGGAUCGCUUGGGGCUGUCGGAGCAAGCCCGCCAGAGACGGAAAGAGUCUGCGGCAUCAAAUGGCGGCUCUUCCUUAAAACCCAAGCUCCCCGACCAAACCGAGACAAUCAACUGCACCUCGCCGCCCAAAACGCCCGCCGGACUCCCUGAGCCCAUCGCCGUCGACUCUGACGGCGAAGAGGAGUCGGCCCAAGCGCUCCGUCUCGACGGUAACAUCCAGCAUCCGGAAGCUGAGGAGAGAACGGCGCUCAUGGCGGGAGUUAAGAUGAUUUCUGAAUUGGAGGACUCGUCGGACGACGACGACGAAGACGACGAUGAUGAUGAUGACGACGACGACGAGGAAGGGGAGAACUUGGAGAACGGCUUCGGGCCCACAGGGAGCUCAGUAGGACAGGCGCCCCUGCCCAUCAUUAUUCCCAAAUUCGUGCCCUCGUCCGCCAGGCGGGGCGGCGACGCUCAGCUGGGCAAGCAGCAGGUCUGACCUUUAACCCCCUUUAGACCGCACCAACACAUCUGCCUCACCUGGACUCCGCGAGGACGUUGUCGGCUAGCUUUGAAAGCAGGAGUUCAGAACAAGCCAUCCGAUCACAGUCACGUGAUCAGCGAGUGUGAGGUUUGACCAAUCUAGUGAAAAAAGAAGUAUUUUGUCUUUUUGUCUGUUGGCUAGUAAACUUGAAACGUGGUGAGCAGAUAA
This is a messenger RNA of Nerophis ophidion (straightnose pipefish), 4404 nucleotides long. RefSeq names its product activity-dependent neuroprotector homeobox b (gene adnpb). Gene Ontology annotation, molecular function: DNA binding. Gene Ontology annotation, biological process: regulation of gene expression. Lineage: Eukaryota; Metazoa; Chordata; Actinopteri; Syngnathiformes; Syngnathidae. Gene Ontology annotation, cellular component: nucleus. The transcript is spliced from 4 exons. Bases 1168 to 4191 code for a protein of 1007 amino acids. The record is from RefSeq and is a predicted model, not a curated record.